Messenger RNA from Lecanosticta acicola, 903 nucleotides. The record is from the annotation of a GenBank genome assembly. Lineage: Eukaryota; Fungi; Ascomycota; Dothideomycetes; Mycosphaerellales; Mycosphaerellaceae.
AUGGGCGAGCGUCGACGCAAAUGGGCCCUCAUUGCCAGCGCGACUGCUGGCGGGAUUGGAGAGGCAUACGCCAUUACAUUUCGGCGACGAGGUGUCAAUGUGAUCGCGGCCGCGGCGGACACGAACGGUAUGGAGUAUCUGGAGCCCGAGAAAGGAUCGGACGACGGAUUCCUUAUCACUCUGGAGCUCGACGCGACGUCUGCCUCGUCGAUUGCCGCCGCAGUGCAGCAGAUUCGCCAGCUUACGGAUGGAACUCUGGACUUCUUGAUCAACUGCUGCGACUCGGCCUACUACGUGCCGCUCAUGGAUGCGGAUAUCGAGCAAGCCAAAAGUCAGUACGAGGUCUGCGUCUGGGGCCUUCUGGCCGUCACACAGGCCGUCUUUCCCCUCCUUCGCGAUGUCAGAGGAAUGGUGGUCAAUCACAGCAGCGUUGCCGGACUCCAAGGCUCCAAUCGACCAUUCGCGGGCAUCGAUGCCAGCGCGAAUGCCGCGAUCCUCCACUUGAGCUCCACCAUGCGUGUCGAGCUUGAACCUUUUGGCAUACGAGUCGUCGCCCUCGUGUCUGGAGCUGUACAGACCGAAGUCCUCGACCAUGUGACUGGCGGCGGUGUUCCCGAACAAUCAGCUUACUUCCCGAUCAAAGACGAAAUCGAGCAGGUGAUGAGCGCUUACUCUGCGAACAAGGGCCGUGACAGGUACCAGGUUGCGACCGAGACGAUUGACCAGCUUUUGAGUGAGACGCCACCUCUGGUCAUCCGCAAAGGGUACAUGGCCAGCUUGAGUGCCCUCCUCUACUGGCUGGUUCCGACCUGGAUAUUGGAUUCUUGGGCAAUUAAGCAAGGUAGAUUGGAUCGACUGAAGCUCCUGCUGUCGGGAUCUGUCGAAGAGAAGAAAGAUGAGUAA